UUUUCUCAGCUCGACUUGAUUCACUAAAUCUGCAAAGAUGAUGAAAGGGUCUGGGGUUCUUCAGAUUGCCUUUUAUGGUCAAAAUAUUCACCACAGAGCACACAACAGGUAUGAUCAUUAAGAACAUGUCCUUUAAGGUCGGGCAGACCAUGACCCUUGUCGGAGUCCCCAAGCCUGAUGCUACAGAGUUUGCAGUGAAUAUUGGCCCAGAUGAGCAGGAGAUAACUAUGCAUUUCAACGCUCGUUUUAAUGCCCACGGAGACGAGAAUGCAGUGGUGUGCAACUCAUAUCAGGGAGGGACUUGGUGCGAGGAGGUACGAGACGGAGGCUUUCCCUUCCGCCAGGGAGAGGAGUUCAAGGUAGUCAUUGAAUUCACCCCUACAGAUUUCAUCGUGACUUUGUCAGACGGCUCUGCAAUCAAUUUCCCCAACCGCGUCGGUGCCGAGAAGUACACGCACAUCAACUUUGACGGGGAGGUUCGCAUCACAAGUUUCGAGAUCAAAUAAACCUCCACCCCAUCAGAAAGUGUUGGAUUGAAAUUCUUUUUUUUUUUCCUUUUUCAUUUAUUGUAGCAGCAGGUCACAUAUAGCCACAGCUUUAAAUUCCUGAAUACCAUGUGGUGUCAGUCUUGCCUUACAUGUUAAUGCUUAUGCAAGAAUUUAGCUUGUUGACAUGUGCAGAUACCAGACAAAAAUAUGCAUAGAUGAAAUAGAAACAUAGUCAAUACUCAGAUGGUCACACAGAAACAAAUACAGUAAAUAACUACCUGUCCUUCUUGCACACUUGACAGAAUUUCAAGACUGAAAAGCAAAAUAAAUAUAAAAACCUG
Messenger RNA from Centropristis striata (black sea bass), 829 nucleotides. Its product is annotated as beta-galactoside-binding lectin-like. Lineage: Eukaryota; Metazoa; Chordata; Actinopteri; Perciformes; Serranidae. The record is from RefSeq and is a predicted model, not a curated record. The transcript has 5 exons. Bases 75 to 506 code for a protein of 143 amino acids. Gene Ontology annotation, molecular function: galactoside binding; carbohydrate binding; laminin binding.